AGGACGGUAAAUGUUCAUGUGUGAAGUAGAUAUAGACAUGACAUAGAUAUAGACAGGCUUUACUGAUCGGCGAGGGAGUUUGACCACAACUGACCGAUGAUGAUGUCCACAUACUUAGUGACUGACCAGGGAGUUUUACCACAUUGGUACUGACCGAUAAUGAAGUAUUUCCUAAUCUCUAUCAUACGACAAGGAAGAUAAACACACCCUUACAUAGCUACUGACCAACGAUGAGGUUUACACACACGUUUACUAACAUUUGACCAUACCUUUAUUGACCGAUGAAGAAGUGUGCCGAUAUUUGCCGACGUAACAGUUUUUCUGCAACUCCACAUCUUCGCAAAACAGCUUACUGGUAGACUAAGAAAAUCCGAAAAUUAAUUCUGGCAGCAGGAAUCCGGAUGACAUGGCUGAAGCUUUGACCGACGACCAAACAGCCGCUCUUCGAGAGGCUUUUAACAAGUUUGACAUGGACGGGAACGGUUCUAUUACGGUGGAUGAGCUAGGACUGGCCAUGAGGUCCAUCGGAGAAAACCCCUCUACAAAGGAAAUCCGACAACUCAUGGAGGCGGCUGAUCUUAACCGAAAUGGCACAAUCGAGUUUGAGGAAUUUGUGGAAAUGGUUGCCGACAGAUUAAAAGACUUUGAUGUAAUAUCAGAAAUGAAAGAAGCUUUUGAGGUAUUUGAUCAAGAUAAUGACGGGUUCUUAAAUAAAGAGGAUAUCCGAAGGGCGAUGGCGGGGCUGGGCGUGUCUUUAACAGAACCGGAAGUGACGCAGAUGAUGGAGGUGGCGGAUAGCGACAAAGACGGCAGACUCAAUUACAAAGAAUUUGUGGCAAUGUUAACGAGAGGAGACCAGUUCAAAGCCGACAACAUCCUCCUGUCGUUGAAGCGGUCUCUAACAAUCUAAACAUGUCAUUGAAGCCAUCUCUAACAAUAUAAACUUAUCUUUGAAGCUGUCUCUAACAGGAUAAACAUGUCUUUGAAGCCGUCUCUAACAAUCUAAACAUGUCUUUGAAGCCGUCUCUAACAAUAAAAACAUAUCUUUGAAGCCAUCUCUAACAAUAUAAACUUAUCUAUGAAGCUGUCUCUAACAGUAUAAACAUAUCUUUGAAGCUGUCUCUAACAAUAUAAACAUGUCUUGGAAGCCGUCUCUAACAAUAUAAACAUAUCUUUGA
Molecule: messenger RNA, 1178 nt
Organism: Mizuhopecten yessoensis (Yesso scallop)
Lineage: Eukaryota; Metazoa; Mollusca; Bivalvia; Pectinida; Pectinidae
Product: calmodulin-1-like
Exons: 5
Coding region: 407-910 (167 amino acids)
Molecular function (GO): calcium ion binding
Source: RefSeq, a predicted model, not a curated record